CGUCCCAUUGCUCUUAAAACUCAUUUCCCUGCUUCUCGUGGUUUCCUUGCGUCUCUCCAUGCUUCCCUGGUGGGAGGGAAUAGUCGCAGGGAAACGACGCAAGUGAGGGACGCAAGGAAUCCAUUUAACCGAAGUGAAACGCAGCCAUACACAAAUACAAGAGACACGAUGGCCGAGUUCAAACGGAUUCAAAUGUGUUCACUUCUCAUUCUGCUGCUUCAGUUUACAGGGGCUGCAAUUGGACAGCGUCCCCUCUUCCUCUCUGUCAGAGUUGGAGAUGAAGCCACUUUGCCGUGUAACAGUGUGAGAGAUGAUCAGGAUCAAUGUAACGGUACUACCUGGUUCUUCAGAGAUUCAAGAGGCACAGCAGUGCUGGUUGAAGAUGGGCAGAUUGAUGAAGAUGCCAAAGCUAAAUCAGACAGACUGAGAGUUACAGAGAAUUGUUCUCUGGGUAUAAAGAAGGUCACAGAGGAGGAUGCUGGAGGUUACGGCUGCAGACAGUUCAGAUCAGGAGAACAACGACGAGGUCCAGGCUCUUAUGUUUAUCUGUCUGUUGUUACCAUGACUGAACAUCAGGACAAUGAUGAGGUGACGUUAAACUGCUCUGUGGUGCCAUAUAGACGGUGUGAUCACAGAGUGAAGUGGCUGCUUCAGGGUCGAGAUGUGGAUAAAGAUCACAGAGAGAUAAAGACAUCACAGUCUCCCUGCUCUGCCUCUGUGACAUUUCUGAGUUCCCUCUUUAGUUACACAUCAAGGUCUGAGUUGUUUACUUGUGAAGUAACUUAUCGUUCCAACGUGUGGACCUUCAGCCCUCAGUCCUCAGGGGCUGCAAUUGGACAGCGAUACCUCUACCUCUCUGUCAGAGUUGGAGAUGAAGCCACUUUGCCGUGUAACAGUGUGAGAGAUGAUCAGGAUCAAUGUAACGGUACUACCUGGUUCUUCAGAGAUUCAGGAGGCACAGCAGUGCUGGUUGAAGAUGGGCAGAUUGAUGAAGAUGCCAAAGCUAAAUCAGACAGACUGAGAGUUACAGAGAAUUGUUCUCUGGGUAUAAAGAAGGUCACAGAGGAGGAUGCUGGUCGUUACGUCUGCAGACAGUUCAGAUCAGGAGAACAACAACGAGAUCCAGGCUCUUAUGUUUAUCUGUUUGUUGUUACCAUGACUGAACAUCAGGACAAUGAUGAGGUGACGUUAAACUGCUCUGUGGUGCCAUAUAGACGGUGUGAUCACACAGUGAAGUGGCUGCUUCAGGGUCGAGAUGUGGAUAAAGAUCACAGAGAUAUAAAGACAUCACAGUCUACCUGCUCUGCCUCUGUGACAUUUCUGACUUCUCUUUUUAGUUACACAACAAGGUCUGAGUUGUUUACUUGUGAAGUAACUUAUCGUUCCAACGUGUGGACCUUCAGCCCUCAGUCCUCAGGGGCUGCAAUUGGACAGCGAUACCUCUCUGUCAGAGUUGGAGAUGAAGCCACUUUGCCGUGUAACAGUGUGAGAGAUGAUCAGGAUCAAUGUAACGGUACUACCUGGUUCUUCAGUGGUUCAGGAGGCACAGCAGUGCUGGUUGAAGAUGGGCAGAUUGAUGAAGAUGCCAAAGCUAAAUCAGACAGACUGAGAGUUACAGAGAAUUGUUCUCUGGGUAUAAAGAAGGUCACAGAGGAGGAUGCUGGAGGUUACGGCUGCAGACAGUUCAGAUCAGGAGAACAACGACGAGGUCCAGGCUCUUAUGUUUAUCUGUCUGUUGUUACCAUGACUGAACAUCAGGACAAUGAUGAGGUGACGUUAGACUGCUCUGUGGUGCCAUAUAGACGGUGUGAUCACAGAGUGAAGUGGCUGCUUCAGGGUCGAGAUGUGGAUAAAGAUCACAGAGAGAUAAAGACAUCACAGUCUCCCUGCUCUGCCUCUGUGACAUUUCUGACUUCCCUCUUUAGUUACACAUCAAGGUCUGAGUUGUUUACUUGUGAAGUAACUUAUCGUUCCAACGUGUGGACCUUCAGCCCUCAGUCCUCAGGGGCUGCAAUUGGACAGCGAUACCUCUACCUCUCUGUCAGAGUUGGAGAUGAAGCCACUUUGCCGUGUAACAGUGUGAGAGAUGAUCAGGAUCAAUGUAACGGUACUACCUGGUUCUUCAGAGAUUCAGGAGGCACAGCAGUGCUGGUUGAAGAUGGGCAGAUUGAUGAAGAUGCCAAAGCUAAAUCAGACAGACUGAGAGUUACAGAGAAUUGUUCUCUGGGUAUAAAGAAGGUCACAGAGGAGGAUGCUGGUCGUUACGUCUGCAGACAGUUCAGAUCAGGAGAACAACAACGAGGUCCAGGCUCUUAUGUUUAUCUGUUUGUUCUUACCAUGACUGAACAUCAGGACAAUGAUGAGGUGACGUUAGACUGCUCUGUGGUGCCAUAUAGACGGUGUGAUCACACAGUGAAGUGGCUGCUUCAGGGUCAAGAUGUGGAUAAAGAUCACAGAGAGAUAAAGACAUCACAGUCUCCCUGCUCUGCCUCUGUGACAUUUCUGACUUCUCUUUUUAGUUACACAACAAGGUCUGAGUUGUUUACUUGUGAAGUAACUUAUCAUUCCAACGUGUGGACCUUCAGCCCUCAGUCCUCAGGUGCGUUAUGAUGUAGAUGAUGGUACAGUGAACUAUGAAAACAUCAGACCUCCUGAUGGAGUUUGAGCAACACUUCUGCCUCCAUCAGACUCCACUGAUCAACAACGUCUACAUCCAUCAUCGUGUUUCACAUCAGGAGUGGAAGAUUUUACAAUCAUUCUGAAUUACAUAUUAUUUCAUUUUAGUCUUGAUCUAAUAAACCACUGGAUGUCACCGUAAAGAGCUUUUAACUCUUGUUUCCUUUCUUAUAUUGUCUUCCAGCUGAAGGUUCAGAGCUGAUUUUAAGAUGUACUGAUUGCUAUUAGAGUUACAGCAGCUUGAGCUCAUUUUAAUAUCUCUGUGUUCAGAAUUAUUACUUUCAUUCACUUUCAUUUAGCUUUGCUUUGUCUUUUGAUGUCCAUGUGAUUGAAUGGAUUAUCAGCCUUAAUGUAGAUAGUAAGUUUUCUCUUUGUAAUAUCUGUUGACAUUAGAAUCUGCAAAUAAAAAAAACAACAACAA
Messenger RNA from Trematomus bernacchii (emerald rockcod), 3097 nucleotides. RefSeq lists its product as uncharacterized. The record is from RefSeq and is a predicted model, not a curated record. Gene Ontology annotation, biological process: T cell activation; interleukin-15-mediated signaling pathway; positive regulation of ERK1 and ERK2 cascade. The transcript has 10 exons. Gene Ontology annotation, molecular function: protein tyrosine kinase binding; MHC class II protein binding. The coding region runs from base 169 to 2610 and encodes 813 amino acids. Gene Ontology annotation, cellular component: external side of plasma membrane; membrane raft. Lineage: Eukaryota; Metazoa; Chordata; Actinopteri; Perciformes; Nototheniidae.